UCAGCACAUAAUGCUACUUAAACCUUCGGAAAUUUUCUUUAGCCAGAAUAAUAUAAGCUAUUCAUUUUCAGCACCCGGAAGAUUUAAAGAUAAUCGUAUUGGAGACACAUUGGAUGAUAUAAUUAAAGGUAACAUAAAGGUACAUCAGUUUCCUCCAAUAUCGGUUACAAAGAAACCGGGUGGCAAUAAAUGGUUUACUUUAGACAACCGUAGACUAUGGAUAUUUCACCGUUUAGAGGCCCAUGGAAUGUGCAAGGAGAUUGAUGUGAAUGUUGUGGAAUACUCGUUGCAACACGGAAGGAAAUUUACCUCAAAUAAUGGUGGUGUGGCUAUCUCUGUUCGGGGUUUUCCUGGCGGGGAGUGGGUUCGGAGAAUCACACCAGUCGUUCCUAAAUGCGUGCAGCCUAAAACUCCCGACAAAUCAGAAACACCGUUAGAAACAACUGCUACAACCUUUUCUUCAACAUCUUCUGUUGAUAACGUAAAGUCUAUAUCCGUGACAGAUGUGCAAUGUGCAUCAGAUGUAAAGUUUCCAAUACGCCUAUCCACCUCUUCAACAGUCGUGGAUGCACCAAAUGUAUCCACUGACCGCUUUAAGGAAAUGUCUUCAACUUUUACUGGUUCAUGUGUACUACCAUCCAUGGCCGUGGAAAUGGCAAAACGUCUCCUAAAGGUUCGACAGGAACAACCAUUACCUUCAAUACUGUCGGGUAAAAGAUCACAUGAAGAUACAUUCGGGUGUAAAAAAUCACCGUUUACCGAUUAUAUACUUUCUAAAAGGGUACGUUUUGAAAAUUAUUGGGCCGGAAACAGUUACAGAGCAUCCAGAGUGUUCAGCCAACACAGGCAUAAAUAUGAGUAUGACUAUGAAGAAUCUGACGAAGAGCUCAUGGAAAGUAUUACUAAGGUGCCCGGAGAAGGUGAAAUGGUACAAACCUGUCCUAAACAUGACUUUAAUGUUGAUGUUAAAGAUUCUGAUAGCGACGCUAAGGAAAUAGAUUACCCAGACGAUAUUGAAAGCGAUAGUGAUGAAAGCCAGAAUAAUUAUGCACUUCGCAAUCUUUUCAACAACAACUCUUCAGAUACCGAUGCUGAUUUAGAUACCGAUACAUCUUUAGAUAGCAUACCUGAUUCAGACAGCAAUAGUGAUUUGUCCAGUGAUACUAGCAACACAAUGGUGGUUAGGAAAAAAAACAGUAAUCGUUUAAUAAUAUGCGAUAGAGACAUUUACCAUGACCCAGAUUUUGAUGACGAUAGUGGUCCAGAAUUUGAUGAAGAUGAUAGAAUCGGUGAAAGAUUUAACUACUAUGAGGAUUUAGACUGUGCCGAAACACAAAGGGCAAACACUGCGUGUAUGUUCAACUACAAGCAUAUUGAAGAAGAACACUCUGACUUUCUGUCAGAAUCCGAAACAGAAUCAUCGUCAGAAUCAGACACAGACUCAUCAGGCAAUGAAUCAUCCAGAUCUGACAGCGAUUAUGACUUUCAUGAGAAUUAUAAUGUGUGUUGCCACUAUGACAUCAUUUAAAAGCAAAAUAUUUUCAGUGUUUUUUUGUCAUGCAUACACGAUAAGAGGGAAUCAAACUAUUUAUUUCUAUAAUUGUUCAUUGAUUGAAAACAUUUUAAAUUGACGUUUGUGAAGUGCAUUUCAGAUAAUGAAGAUAUUCCUGCUGGGUUAAAUGUAAACACACACACAUGUCAUAUGGUUCCUUUUCAUGAAAAACAAAUAAAUCAUGAAAUUGCUUGGUAUGUUUUUUUUGGAUAAAGUAUAUUGAUCAGUAUUAGUGUUGAAAUAUGUUUGAUUAAGUCGUUCAUGUAAAACAAUACGAAACUAUCAUAUGUAAACGUAUAGUGUAUACUCAUGUAUGUUAAGAAAACAACGUUAUUCUUAAUCUAAACAUUUCAUUGGAAAUGCCUACUUUCGAUUUACGUUUUUGAAAAAUACGUUCUAUGUAAAAGUUUUAAGUGUGGAAUAGUAAGCAAAAAAGUAUCAAACAAGAACAUUACUAUAACAAAUACUUUAUUCAUUUAAAAAAGAGAAAUCGGUGAACAAUGAGCUUUGUGUUGAUUGUAUUAAAGAAAGAAAAUGAAUCUAAAACCGUCGGAGAUUUUCUAUAGUCAGAAUAACAUCAGCAAUACGUUUACAGGUAGACAUAGAGGCGAACUUAUCGGUGAAACACUUGACGACAUUAUUGAAGGUAAAUUGUCAUACGACAGGUUGCCAACCAUAACGGUCAUCAAGAAACAGGGAAGCAACAAAUGGACAACGCUUGACAACCGAAGACUGUAGAUUUUUCAUCACUUGCAUGCCCGAGGAGUGUGCGAUAAAAUCCAUGUUAAUACAAAAAAAUACGAACAUCUUUCUUCAUGGGACUUCAACAAAUUUUCAUCGACUAACGGUGGUGUCGCAAUAAGCGUUCGUGGACAUCCUGGAGGGAAGUGGCAUCGAAAAAUCAGACCGGUCCGACCUUAUUGUGAGGACCCAGAACCUUUGCGUGCCCCAGAACAUGUAGUACCCAUUGACCCAGUUGAACAAAUACGCAGUGAAUUAUUAGACAGGCUUCUCAAAAUAAAACAAGGAUGCCCACUGCCUAUUGUGCCCUUUUACAAGAGAAAAUACAAGGAAGCGUUCUUUGAUUUAUAUAAAAAGGAAGGUGAUUCUCAACCGUUGAUAAAGAAGUUAAAUAUUACUGUCACUCAAGACGAAAUACAGGAGGACGAAUUGUAAAAACUGAAAAUUCGGGAGAUGGACAUACGGACAACGAUGCAGAAAAUAAUUCUGCAGAUCUUGGAAUAAAUUAUGAUAAUCAAAGGAUAACGCUGAUGUGAUUGAGCAAGUAAAAAAUUGCAUCGAGUAUUCUGAAACCGAAAAAGAAAUGAUAUGCAAUUCUCAUUUUUGAAGGACAAUUAUGAAUUUGUAUAAGUAACUCAAUACAAACAUGUCUGUUAUGUGAAACGAUAAACUCUACGUAUGCAUUCAAUGAACUGCACUUUCUGUAACGUAAUCAAUAAAGUAUAAAAAUAGCGGAGAUGAUCUAAAAUAAAAUACAGCUAUUUUCAGAAAAUGUAAUACAUGUAUAUUAACACUCAUGAUAUGUAAGUCUGACACUAAAAAGAAUAAAUAAGAUUUAAUCUAUGAUACUGGAAAUAUGUAUAUAGGUCUUAAACCAUCUGAAUUUUUUACAGUUAAGAUAUCAUUGUCGUGAAGUUUAAAGAUGGAAGUAGGAUGGGAGAAACUGGCUGGAAUAAACACUAGAAAAAACAACGUAUACACCAUCUUGCUGGACAUGGCGAGACUGUACGAGUAAAUGUGCGGGACUAUGAAAGAAAACAAAAACAAAGAUAAGAUGAAGAAGUUUACUGCUAUUAAUAAUGCUGGCGAAGAAAUUACGGUUCGGCUUUAUGACAAAAGACAAAUUCCACUGGAAGGCGAUAUCAUUAUAUCAUUACAAGAUUAAACCUGUGAUACCUAAAGUUAAUAAGCCUGAACUUACGGAGUCAGAAAAAGUUGUUGAAAAGUAGGAAACACUGUGAGUGACACUGUUAAAUUUGAAACCGAUGAGAAUGCCACUACUAUGGACACUGCUGGAAGUGAAUAUACAUAUUCUGUAAAGUUGAAAAUUUCGGAAGUGAUGUCAUUAAUAAACAGAUGACAAGUCAUUUCAUUGGAAAAAAUGUUGAUAAUCAAACUAAACAAAUAGUUUCACGCAUUCUACACAAAGAGAACAUUCUCUUUUGAUGACAUUUUAAAAUCAACAUCUUGUAUCCCGAUAGUAAUAGAACACCAGAACAAUGGAUACACAAAGUAUUACAACCAGAGAAAAACAUUUUUAAGCAAAUAAUUCUGAAUCGCUUGCUGAAACAUGCAAACGAAAGGGGGAUGAAAAUAGCGAAACAUCCGCACUUCUUGCAACAAAAUUAAUAAUAAAAGAAAAGUCAUCGCCGUAAGUGAAAGGUGCCUUGUUUCCAGCUGUUGUAGCUCUGGCAUAAAAAAUAGCGAAGAAGAAGAUUAUAAGUACCAGUGUAGACAGUUUAGUUCAUCUGCCCUAUAUGGGAACUGUCUUUCAUACCACUACAUUUAAAUUGAUACCUGAAAGGUUUAGAGGUUGAUUUAUUUAUAUAUUUAUUUAUAGUUCCAAACAUUCCAGUAUUCCAAACGAAAACAGUUCAACUUUGUUGAGUUGGCUGAUAGGACAGUUGUAUAUUAGUUUAACUAGAUGUAUGCAGUGUUAUAUACAGUAAAUGCAUCUGUGAUGAAAAAGUAUAAGUGUCUUUCCACUGUUUUUUGGUUCUAUAUUAUGCAUUUUACUGAUUGAUGUUUGCAAAGUUUUCAUUUGUUUUUUACAAAUAGUUUUAAUUUUUUGUUUUUACGUAUAAUUAGUCUAUCGUUUUGUUACAUUUUUAUUUUAUUAAUACUUUCUUGAUAGUCAAGUCUGUGAUAUAUUGUUAAGUAUAACUAUCUUGUUCUUUAAUGAUAUUCACUGAAAAAUAAAAUAAUUCUUUGA
Molecule: messenger RNA, 4505 nt
Organism: Mya arenaria
Lineage: Eukaryota; Metazoa; Mollusca; Bivalvia; Myida; Myidae
Exons: 1
Coding region: 11-1528 (505 amino acids)
Source: RefSeq, a predicted model, not a curated record